AAAAUAACAUAAUAAAUAAAGUUAGGCAAGGAAAAUUAAUUAAAAACAAAUAAAGCAAAUGCAGUCACAUCUCCAAGCUGCUUUGUUAGGUCAGUCAAAUUUUAUUCAGUCUUCAAUUGCUGAAGAUGAAGAUAAUACUCUUCAAGAGGAAGAACAAGAAGAGAAUGAAGAAUUUGAUGAGGAUACAGACUGUGACAUUGGCCAGAAAACUGGUAGUGUAAAACAUGUCUUUGGUGCCAGUUCCAGGACAAUCACUUUGCAAAUGCUCUUAGAUGCUAAAAUUUUACAACCUGGACGGGGGGCUAUGACUAUAGAAUAUUUAGGUCAAAAAUUUGUUGGUGACCUUUUGCCAGACGGAAGGAUUAGAAGUCAAGAGACUGACAUAGCGUUUGCAACACCAAGUGCUUGGGCUAUAGCUUGUAAACGUUUCAUCAAUCCUGACAAGAAAUCGGGUUGCGGUUGGGCUUCUGUUAAAUAUAAAGGCAGAAAAUUGGAUGCUUAUAAAAAUAUUUGGUAUAGAAAGAAGAAGGAAGAACAAGAACAAGAAAUCUUAGAAAACGAUUCAACUGAACUGAAGAUUAUGUCAAAUUUAGUGUUCAGAAUGGUUGUCAAGCAUAACACAAUAGCAAACCGAACAUUAACUCAUGAUGCCAAUACCCUGAUAGAAUGUGUUCCUUUUUCGAAUUUGGGAAAAAUACAACCAUUCUUGGUUACAUUAUCGACAAAUGCUGCUCUCGUGAUGGAUUUUCACAGUCAUCUCACCAAAAGUGAAGUAUCUGGUUAUUUAGCAGGACACUGGGAUUUCAAUAGCCAUAAUUUACAAGUGACCCAUGCGUUUCCUUGCCGGAAUACAAAGGCGGACAGAGAAAAUGCUUCCAAUGUUGAAGCAGAAAUAUCAAAAACGAUCGAAAGAGAAAAACUACUCCUUGUUGGUUGGUAUCAUUCCCAUCCAUUCACGGCAGCUGCCCCAACUUUAAGAGAUGUGGACGCACAACUAGACUAUCAAAUAAAAAUGAAAGGACAGUCGGAUAAUAGCUAUUCUCCUUGCAUAGGAAUUAUCAUAUCUCCAUAUAACUAUGAGAAUAGUUCGUUAGAAUCAAGCAUCAUCGCCUAUUGGGUCAUACCUCCGCCGGAAGUUAAACCCAAUGAAUAUGGUCGUCCAAUGCUUAUGUCUUAUAGUGUGAGUCAAGAUUCUCAAUUAACGGAUCUCAUGAAAGACGAAAUCACAAAAUGUGCAGAAUAUUACAAAAAAGAAAAAGAUUUUAUAAAUUUCAAUGAUCAGUACAUGGGUAAUUCACUUUUCAUAGAUAAACUGAAGAGCACUUUGAUCUCUAAGUUUCCGAGGGAAGAGAAGGAUACCAAUACGUGGAAAUUCAUAAGGGAUUUAGUAGGGUGUGGUGCUGAAGAAAACGACAGUCUGCUCUCCAUUCCUUCUGUGUCCAAACCACAGAUCCUACCGACGUUAAACACACCUGUCAGUCUCAAUUCUAUGAUGUUACCUCAAGAUAUUUCGAGUUUGUUCUAUAAUUCCAUGAAUUCUGGGAAGUAUACCAGCACUUCCUCCAUGCUGGGCUUACCUGACCCAAUGGCACACAGUACAUUAGCGGCAAAUAAUAUGUUCCUUCAGUCAAAUCUAUUUAAAAUGCAAGAACUUUUGAAACCUUUGUCGAGUAGCAGUCCCGUUAACAAAACGAAAGAACAAACUAAAACGUCAUCUACAUUGAAGAUUCCUUCUGAUAUCAAAUCUUGGAAGAACGAAUAUCAAAUACCUGAUGUUUUGAAUUUGAAGAGUAACUUUUUAGCCCCAGAUUUAAACCUCUCUAAAAUUUCUAGUACAGAUUAUACUUAUAAGCCACAUAAGGAUUUCAAUAUAGCUGAUUUGAGUGGAAUGAAAAAUAAUAUGUCGGACUUUAGUUUAGAUUCUUGCAAAAGUCAGAAUGAAAAUGAAAAGAGUAACGUAUCUAAAUCUAGCGGCUACUCAAUGUUGGACUUGAGUAUGUCGAAAAACUCUGAUACUCAGCAGUCUAAUGAGCUCACCUUGGAUUUGAGUCAACAGCCAUCAAACAAUGACAACACACCCUUGAACUUGACCCAAUGAUAGUAUUUUAUCAAAAUGUAAUUUUAUAUUUAUUGUCAUUACUUUUUAAUGAUUUUUUUUCUCGUGUAUGAUUGUUAUUCAGUUUAACUCCUAUAUUUUAUACUGUAAUUUUAUUUUUAUGUAAUAAACCUUCAAAUGAA
This is a messenger RNA of Harmonia axyridis, 2238 nucleotides long. RefSeq names its product MPN domain-containing protein CG4751-like. The transcript is spliced from 8 exons. The record is from RefSeq and is a predicted model, not a curated record. Gene Ontology annotation, biological process: double-strand break repair. Gene Ontology annotation, molecular function: polyubiquitin modification-dependent protein binding; metallopeptidase activity. Bases 59 to 2098 code for a protein of 679 amino acids. Gene Ontology annotation, cellular component: BRCA1-A complex; BRISC complex. NCBI's taxonomy places the organism in Eukaryota, Metazoa, Arthropoda, Insecta, Coleoptera, Coccinellidae.